UAGUCUCUACCUACCCUUAAGGCCUUAACCCAACAAAUUUCAAAAACCAAGAGAAGAAAAAGGGUUGAAGAUUUUAACUCCACCUCGGCAUCAUUCCUGACUCCUCUUCCAUCCGUCUGAAAACACACUAUAUAUAUAUCGAGCUUUCCUCUGUUGUACUCCUACGUAGUAGUAGUAGAAGUUUUUACCAUUUAACUUCUCCUUCAUCUGUUUUGGGGGUCCUAUUUCUAUCUUUUCAAUGGCGGUGAAUUCCAGAGGAAGAACGACGGAGGCCCUACUGCCCCAGAAAUGGAAAGAGAGGGAAACCAGUCCCGAACGGACCAAAGUCUGGGUCGAACCAUCCAGUAGUAAGCUUAAGGCAGCAGAGAGGAAAGUCCCCGUCGUCUAUUACCUCUGCCGUAACGGCCAGCUCGAGCAACCCCACUUCAUGGAAGUCCCUCUCUCCUCCCCCGAAGGUCUCUACCUCAGAGAUGUCAUUAACCGAUUGAACUUCCUCCGUGGAAAAGGCAUGGCUUCCAUGUAUUCCUGGUCUUCCAAACGGGGCUACAAGAACGGAUUCGUGUGGCACGAUUUGUCCGAGAGCGAUUUCAUCUACCCGGCCAGUGGCAAAGAGUACGUUCUCAAAGGAUCGGAGCUUCUCGAAGGCGCCUCCCUCAUCUCCAAAUCCGACGAGUCCUUCUCUUCCAGUUUCAGGAGACCGCCGCCGGAGACCAGACCCUCCGGCGACGAUUCUGAUUUUCCGGCCGCGGUGACGCGGCGUCGGAACCAGUCCUGGAGCGCCAUAGAUCUCCACGAGUACCAGGUCUACAAGGCCGAGUCGCCCGGCGAGUCCUCCGCCGCCGCCGACGCGUCCACUCAGACCGACGACAAACGACGCCGUCGCAGACCUAUCAUAGAAACAGAAGAUGAGGAGAGAGAACACAAGAAAGAAGAAGAGAGCACCGAGUUGAGCAGAGAGGAGAUCUCUCCGCCGCCAUCGGAUUCGAGCCCCGAAACCCUAGAAACCCUAAUGAAGGCCGACGGCCGACUGGUCCUGUGUCCGCCUGGAGAGAUCGGCGCCGAUCGGACGACCGACAACCAUCAUCCAAGCGGACGGCACAGGGCGUCGUCGGUCCUGAUGCAGCUGAUCUCGUGCGGCUCGAUCUCGUUCAGGGACUGCGGGGCGACGUCGGCAAAGGACCCUCGGUUCUCGUUGAUCUCGCACUACAAGGGGAGGGUGCCGCGUGGAGGUGGGGGGAGGGAUCAGGUGGGGAAGGGAGCAGAGGAGGGCAAUGUGGAAAACCCUAGGUUUCAAGAAGUGAUUGGGAGGGGGAACAAUAAUGGUAAAAGUAAGAUGGAAGAUAAGGAGUACUUCAGUGGGAGCUUGGUAGAGACAAAGAAGGAGGAAUUUCCAAGCCUCAAGAGGUCUUCUUCUUACAAUGCAGACAGGACAUCACAUUUGGAGCUAACAGAUAAAGGGACAGAAGGAAUGAGAGCCAGGUGCAUACCAAGAAAGCCCAAGACCCCAACCAACUGAGAUCGAAGAAGGCAGUGUUAAUGAGGUCUGCUAUAUAGUAGUACUCCUCCACUAUUAAUACUACUAGUAUUAAGUUGCAAGUAAAUAGGGAAAAUUAUUCGCUGUCCUAGAACACCUACAACUGGCAAGAAACAGGUGGUCCAGUCCAAAUCCUUUUCUUAGGACGUCUGGUUUUACUAAUACGCAGAAAAAAAGGUAGGUUUUGGAGUAAAAGUUGCAAUGAUUUGAUUCAUAUUGAGGGAGAGAGAGGUGACAAACAUGGAGUAGGGCAGGAGAUAAUAUGUGGGGCAGUUGACUUGCCUGUCAGGGCACGGCGAAUCGCGUAAACUGAUGGCAAAAGUGGAAGAUUGUUGGAAUUUGAUAUACUUUAGCUCCUUUUUUAUGUAACUUGUGGAUAAUUUGUCUCUUUUCAGUUUGGAGCUUGUGCUUAGUCUCUUUGUGGGUUGUUUAUUAGUAGUUCCUACUGACUUUUGAAAUAUGUUUGGCUUAAACCACGAGCCUUUUCUUUUGUCACUUCAUCGAAUAAAAUGGUUUGACCUCCUAACUCGGGGAGGUCUCAAAA
This is a messenger RNA of Rhododendron vialii, 2078 nucleotides long. Its product is annotated as protein SOSEKI 5. The record is from RefSeq and is a predicted model, not a curated record. The transcript is spliced from 4 exons. Lineage: Eukaryota; Viridiplantae; Streptophyta; Magnoliopsida; Ericales; Ericaceae. Bases 239 to 1516 code for a protein of 425 amino acids.